GGGGCGGAGCCGGCGCGCGGCUGGCUGCAGGGCCGACGAGGGGCGGCGCCAGGCCGCGGGUCCUCGGCCGAGCGACGCGGGGCGGCUGGCCGGCGCGCUGACUGCGGAGCGGAGAGGCCGGAGGAUGGACUUGCCCGGGGCUGCUCGCCUUCUCUGUCUGCUGCUGGUGCCGCUGCUGCUGGGCCCUGCGCGCGGCCUGCGCAAUGCUUCCCAGAGGACGUUCAAGAUCGACUACAGCCACAACCGCUUCCUCAAGGACGGCCAGCCGUUCCGCUACAUCUCGGGGAGCAUUCACUACUUCCGGGUGCCCCGCUUCUACUGGAAGGACCGGCUCCUGAAAAUGAAGAUGGCCGGGCUGAACGCCAUCCAGACGUACGUGCCCUGGAACUUUCACGAGCCCCAGCCAGGACAGUACCAGUUUUCUGGGGAACAUGAUGUGGAAUAUUUUCUCAAGCUGGCCCAUGAGCUGGGACUGCUGGUUAUCCUGAGGCCCGGACCCUACAUCUGUGCAGAGUGGGACAUGGGAGGAUUGCCGGCUUGGCUGUUACUAAAAGAGUCGAUUAUUCUCCGUUCUUCUGAUCCAGAUUACCUUGCAGCCGUGGACAAGUGGUUGGGAGUCCUUCUGCCCAAGAUGAAGCCUCUCCUCUAUCAGAAUGGAGGGCCCAUUAUAACCGUGCAGGUUGAAAACGAAUAUGGCAGCUACUUCACCUGUGACUACGACUACCUGCGCUUCCUGCAGCGGCGCUUCCGCGACCACCUGGGCGGUGACGCGCUUCUGUUCACCACCGACGGGGCGCACGAGAAGUUCCUGCAGUGCGGGGCGCUGCAGGGGAUCUACGCCACCGUGGACUUCGGCCCAGAUGCCAACAUCACCGCUGCUUUCCAGAUCCAGAGAAAGAGUGAGCCCAGAGGACCGUUGGUGAAUUCUGAAUUCUAUACUGGCUGGUUAGACCACUGGGGCCAACCUCACUCAAGAGUGAGGACUGAGGUGGUCGCCUCCUCCCUCCAUGACGUACUUGCCCGUGGGGCGAAUGUGAACUUGUACAUGUUUAUAGGUGGGACCAAUUUCGCUUAUUGGAAUGGGGCCAACAUCCCCUACCAACCACAGCCCACCAGCUAUGACUAUGACGCCCCACUGAGCGAGGCAGGGGACCUCACUGACAAGUAUUUUGCUCUGCGGGACGUUAUUCGGAAGUUUGAAAAAGUACCAGAAGGUUUUAUCCCUCCAUCUACACCCAAGUUUGCAUAUGGAAAAGUUGCUCUGCAAAAGUUAAAGACGGUGGAGGACGCUCUGAACGUUCUGUGUCCUGCUGGGCCCAUAAAAAGCCUUUAUCCGUUGACGUUUAUCCAGGUGAAACAGUAUUUUGGUUUCGUGCUAUACCGAACAACGCUUCCUCAAGACUGCAGCGACCCCACACCCCUGUCAUCACCCCUCAAUGGAGUCCGUGACCGCGCCUAUGUCGCCGUGGACGGGGUGCCCCAGGGAGUCCUGGAGCGAAGUUACGGGAUCACUCUGAACAUAACAGGGCAAGCCGGAGCCACUCUGGACCUUCUGGUGGAGAACAUGGGGCGUGUGAACUAUGGCAGAUACAUCAAUGAUUUCAAGGGUCUUAUUUCUAACCUGACCCUCGGUUCCAGUGUCCUCACGGACUGGAUGAUCUUCCCGCUGGACACCGAGGAUGCAGUGCGCAGCCGUCUGGGGGGCUGGCAUGGCCGUAACCGUGGCCGUCAGGAUAAUAAAGCCUUUGCCCACCACUCGUCCAACUACACACUCCCGGCCUUUUACGCGGGGAACUUCUCUAUUCCCAGCGGGAUCCCAGACUUGCCCCAGGACACCUUUAUCCAGUUUUCUGGAUGGACCAAGGUACUACCUGUCGAGGCUCCAGAAGGCUCAGGCAGUGGAGUAGGAUCUCCUCGCGGGAGUGUGUGCUUCCAUUCUGUUCGCCCCGUCUUCUGAACCACGCUCAGGAACUGGUAAGCCGUCGUCUGGAGACCUGAGGGACGAGGGGAGAAGAAAUGCCACCUGGGACAUACCAUCCGUUCCCUGUGUCCCCUUGAGUUCAGUUCAACAGCCUGGUUCUGACCAACCACUGUACUGGGCUGAAGGGCACAAAGGGGAGGAGACAGCCUAGCAUAAGACGAGGACACAGAUUCGAGGGGCAAGAGGAGGUUCCACAGAAAGCGUGAAGGUGCAUCAUCUGUCAAGACCCUCCAGCAUUUUUUUAAUACUUUUUUUUCAUUUUUUUUAGUGUUGAUUUGAGAGAGCAAGCAGGAAAGGGGCAGAGAGAGGGGGACAGGGAAUCUGAAGCAGGGUCUUUGCCGACAGCAGAGGGCCCGAUGUGGGGCUCAAACUCACGAACCAUGAGAUCAUGACCUGAGUCAAAGUCAGAUGCUUAACCCACUGGGCCACCCAGGCGCCCCAAGACCCUCCAGCAUUAAUGUGACCCUGGGGGAGGGGGGGUGGAGAGAGGGGCAGUGCCUGGAAAGCCACACCAGCCUAUGGAAAAGACCCUUGUUCCCCAAACCCGAGUAGGGCCCCUUCCGCCACAGCAGCCAUCGAAGAGCAGCGGCCGCAGCUCCACGCUACCCGGUGGCCACGGGGCGUAACGAGGGCCACAAGGUGACCGGGAACGUGAGCAAGCGACACACAGCUGCCCACGGCACCUCACCAAGCACACCAGGUUCACGCGGGAUGGGAUUCAGGGGCGUGCACCUCUGUCCUGCAUGAGCAGCUCUGGGUCUCCCAGGACAAGUGGACCCUCAGCUCUUCACGGAAAGGGUGAGACUCACCUCCACACCAGGAGGAAGUGAGAAAAGCUGAGCAGGGCCCCAGCCACCAGUGGGAAAGCUUCCAAGGCCGCCAAGGAACACUGGGCCCGUCCUCCAGCCCUGUGCCUUUACAGAGGAAGGAUACCGCGUUCCUGGCCCGAAGGGCGUGUCUCAUCGUGGGCUGUUUUCGUCGUCGUCUGUAGUUGUGUAUGAGGCAUGUCAGUGAGUUUGUGUAAAUGGCACAGAGCGGCCGGUUCGUGUUGGACGUGAUUCUACAGAUCGGAAGUCCGGACGGGCACGGGAGGACGGCCUGUCUUUGUUCUGUGAUACGUGGGGCCUCUGCCGGGUACGGAACCAUCGGACUUUCCUUCCCUCGUGUCCGGCUGGCAUGACUUGGAGUCUGAGCUCAGGCGGGACCGUCCCUGAAGCACCUGCGUGUGGCCGCUCUGGCUCCUUCGGCGUGGCGGCAGGUUCUGAGAGCGUAAGCUCUCUAGCAGAACCCGGUGCCAGCUGCCUGGCCCUUGAAGACCCAGACUCAGGAGGCACACCCAGAUUCAAGGGGAGGGACCUGAGAUCCCACCACCUGAUGGGAGGAACGCCAAAGGAUUUGUGGCCCUUAAGUAAAAAAGCAACUCCCAUGUACACGUCGUGCUGGGUUGCAGCCCGGUGAGUUGUGCGCGUUUCCGUCAGCCCACCGAACGCCCGAGGGCCCCCGGAGCGUGAACUGAGGCCUAUUCGGGCCCUGCCCCAGCCCCUCCUGGGCAAAGCGGAGCGCUUGCUUGGCCCACAGUAGGUAGGUUCAGCCUGCGUUGAAAGAAUGGACUUCCGCUGUCUCUUUUGCAGGUAACCUGGCCCCCGGUGGUCCUGCCGAGUAUUAACUCAAGGGGAAUCAUGACGCUGAACCGGACUAGAAACGCCCGCUGUGAGCCAGCCAGCAGCCACAGCGCGUGGUGGCACAAGGCGACGGGCACGGCCCUUGAAGCCCAGGCUGGGUCCCUCCUGUAUUGUCUUGGCUGACAUGUUUUGAUUGAGAUUUCUGAGCAAGAGUUGUCCAGUUGACCUCAGCUUUGCUUUGACUUUCACCAAGCAGUGGGAUCUUCUCCCCACACGCGCGGGCUGCUCCACACCCCUGUCCUCUUUUCCGCGGCCUUAGAAAUCACGACGUGUCCCGAGACGUGCCAGCGAGGGGUCCCCGGGGUUUCGGGUCCACUUUCGGUGUGGUGAGCGUGCUUCUCAGCUGUAACUCUCAGACCGGGCUUUUUUCUUUCUCUCUGUCUUUUUCCAUUUACUCAGUGUUUAUUUGGUCCUUAGUCCAAACCCCCUGCUACUGAGUAAGACAUGUUCCUGCCUCUCAGGGAGCACAGAGAAGUGUAAACGGACAACGCGACAUUGUGCUGGGAACACGGGGCCCCGGGCGAGACCAAGGGUGCUGUGACACGGGGAUCUAUUUGCAGGCUCGGUGUGGAGUCGGGGUCGCUCGGGGCUAGCUUCCCAGAGCUGAGCCAGAAGGGGAGUAGGAGGAAGGAGAAGGGGGCAGCAGGGAAGGCAACAGACGAUGCUGCAGGGAGGGAAGCAGUGCCUGCAGAGGUCCAGGGUCUGGAGGGAGGGUGGAGAAUUCCAGAAGCUGAUGCCGUGCAGCUCAGUCUGACCAGAGUUUGGAGUGCAGAGAGAUGUGGGGAUUGGAGCUCUCUCCACCCGGAUGGUAGUGUCCUGAAUUUAGUGUCCACACGUCUGUUAACCUCUGAAGUUUGUAGGUUCCUGUCCUAGACUCUGAUGGCGUUUUAGCAAUGGUCAUAAAACAAUGACAGUAACAACAAAUCCGUGUAAAGUCCUUUGAAUGUUUUAUGUUGCAUCCAGUGACUCUUUGAAUCUUUAUUAGAACGUUUUGAAGGAAUAAGUCGAGGGAUAUGCAGCCCAGUUUGUAGUUUAGGAAAACCGAGAAGUAGGAGACGUUGUGAUUUACCCCACUUGUGGGGGGCCGAAACUGAAACUCCAGUCUCUUGCCUACAAAUCCCACACUCUUUCCCCAUAGACAGGUUGCCUUGGCCGAUUAGGCUGCAAGGACAGUUUUGUAUUCCCUUGGAGAAAACGCAAAACACAAAACACUGUUUCAGCCAUGCUGCCUGGCUGCCAUCAGGCCAGGUGUGACCUGUGGCCCCAGGUUUUGGCGAAUGCCCCUUGGUCGUGCGCGUGCGCGGGGAGAGCAGAACAGCCUGCGCAGGUGGGACCCCGGUGGACGCAGGUCAGAAAGUGAGGGAUCGUCCACACCAGGCCUCCGUCCCCGACAAAACCCACCGUUGCAGAGUCUGGCCCUUCAUUGGCCCUUUGACCCUCAGCAAACUCCCCCAGGAGCGGAGCUGAAAGGCGGUGUUCACUAGAACACAUUGGCCUUCCAGGCCCUGUCCCGAGGUUUGCAGGUUCACGUUCGUCUUGUUACAGACUCUACAGAAACCAACCUGGUUGUGGACGGGAUUCUGACUGUUCAGGAGGACGGAGGUGGAGGGCGGAGAAAGGAGCCUGAGAUGAUCAUCUGAUUUUUUUCCCCACUCUGAACACCAGCAUUUCGCCUCUUUCCAGCUAGGAAGGAGUCUCCCAUCACAGGCACUCAAACAGCGAUGCUUUCGGGAAUAACCACCUCCUCGGCCGUGCGUGUGCGGCAACAUAUAACACGUGUAAAAUGUGCACACCCGGCCCGGAGCCCCUCCUCCCUGAGUAGGACCGUUCAACGUCGCCUCGGUCCCACGUGCUCCUCUUUCUGUUCGUAGCAAAAUGCAGCCAUUUUCUGCCCCCGUGUUUUUCUACACUGGAUCUAGCCUUUCUUCGGCGGAGAAAUUCUAUCGCUGAGUCCUUGGUCUUUGAACCCGAAAAGUCCCCAAGAUCCAUUCUUUACGGAAAUGUCGUUCAUCUCCAAUAUGCUCACAGAAGUGCUUACAGCCUGCAUCUCUCUGCUUAAUCCCGGACAGCCAUUCAUUCGUUCAUUCAUUCCCUCGUUCAUUCAACUAUCAGUGAGUACCUAAUGCGUGCCGGGCAUUGAAGAUAAAAUGGUAACCACUUUACCACCCCUCUCUCCAUCUUUUUUUAAGAGCAUAGAGCUACUGUCAAUAGCAGUAAUAAUAAAAACAAGGCCUGUGCCUUCAAGAAGUUUGUAGUUAGUAGGAGAGGUAAGUAACCAGACAGACUCGAGGCAUGGUCGCUGAGUGAAUGAAACCACGUCUGGGACAGUGGAGGGGUGGUGCAGGACGGGUUCACGGCCCAGGAACAGGCAGUCGGGGACCCUGUCGUCCUGCAGGACCUAAGACAAGGGCUUUGGCACAUGCCAAAGGGUUAGAGGGCAUGCCCUGAGGAGAGAGGGAGUAGGGAAGAACAGGGGGCAGGGGAAUAAGGAUAAGCAGGGAGACUAACUUCAGCUGAAAACAACAGCUGUUUCCUAAGCUCACGGUUCUGCUGGGCCGUUCCAGUCUGGACCAGACUCUGCUGAUGUCGGCGGGGCGCACUCAUGUCUGAGGUAGGUCGGUCAGUCAGCUGAGGCUGCCGGUUCCAGAGAAACACACGUACUCUUUGUACCACAGAGUUGGCCUCGCCUUGAGUCGGCGGGGGGGUGCCGGGCUUACUACCCAACCCCACGGAGGCCAGCCGUUGGCCGCAGGUUGCCUGCCAUAGGAGGAGAGGAACUGGCUAUGCUCACGGCGGGUAGCCAAAGUCAAGAGACGAGGGCAUCUGUGAGGCUGGACCAGUCCUCACAGAAGCUGGACACUGGGGACACUAGUCCGUAACAGAGAUUUGGGCAAAGCGUCCUUUGCAUCUGCCCUGGGUCACUAGAGAGACCUCUUAAACGAGACCUGAAGGAUGAGCUUUUGGGGCGCCUGGCAGCCCGGUCAGUUAGACGUCUGACUCUCGAUUUUGGCUCAGGUCAUGACCUCGCAGUCAUGAGAUCGAGCCUGUGUCAGGCCCUGCGCUGAGUGUGGCGUCUGCUUGGGAUUCUUUCUCUCCCUCUCGGUCUGCCCUUACCAGCUCGCUCGCUCUCUCAAAAUAGAUAAACAUUAAAAAAAAAAAAAA
Messenger RNA from Leopardus geoffroyi (Geoffroy's cat), 6825 nucleotides. It is a transcript of the gene GLB1, whose product is annotated as galactosidase beta 1. Gene Ontology annotation, molecular function: beta-galactosidase activity. Bases 125 to 1957 code for a protein of 610 amino acids. NCBI's taxonomy places the organism in Eukaryota, Metazoa, Chordata, Mammalia, Carnivora, Felidae. The transcript is spliced from 17 exons. Gene Ontology annotation, biological process: carbohydrate metabolic process. The record is from RefSeq and is a predicted model, not a curated record. Gene Ontology annotation, cellular component: vacuole.